This is a messenger RNA of Drosophila subobscura, 1260 nucleotides long. RefSeq names its product androgen-induced gene 1 protein. The record is from RefSeq and is a predicted model, not a curated record. Bases 40 to 789 code for a protein of 249 amino acids. NCBI's taxonomy places the organism in Eukaryota, Metazoa, Arthropoda, Insecta, Diptera, Drosophilidae. The transcript has 3 exons. Gene Ontology annotation, cellular component: endomembrane system; membrane.
UGUUGUGUGUUGUGUAAAAAUCAAUUAACUGCCUGAGAGAUGAACCCAGCAGUUAGAGCAAACUCCGUUUAUAGUGGCGUGUAUGGGGCCCUGAGGACCCUGCUGCAUCUAACGGCCGCCGUACAGUUCACCUAUGGCAUAUACUAUGAUUAUUCGUAUGUGGAGUUCCCCACAACCGAGCCUGAGAUGAGGAUGCAUCAUCCGUUUGGUGGGAAGUUUAAAUAUCUGACAUUUUUGGAUGCGAUAAUUCAGGCUCUCUACUAUAUCGUUUCGCUCGUCAAUGAUUUUGUGGGCACAAAUGAGCUGGCACCCAAGCGGCCCCCUGCCAUACGCCAGUUCAAGGACUGGCUGAUGGCCACCCUCGCCUUCCCCGUGGCUCUCAAUGUGGGUGUCACCUUUUGGUCGCUGUAUGCCAUCGACCGUGAACUCGUCUUCCCCAAAGUCUUGGACCCCGUUUUUCCCAGCUGGCUGAACCAUAUACUCCACACCAAUAUUGUUGUCUUCAUUGUCCUGGAGCUGUUUACCUCAUAUCGCGCCUAUCCCAAACGCAGCAAGGGCCUCACCGGCCUCACCAUCUUCAUGGGCGCCUACUUGGUGUGGAUUCACAUUGUCAAGCAUUAUUCCGGUGUCUGGGUGUAUCCGGUGUUGGAGGUGCUGCAGCUGCCGCAGCGCAUUGUCUUCUUUGUGGCCGUGAUUGGCUUCACAUUGGCUCUCUACCUGGUCGGCGAGUUCUUGAACAAUACCGUGUGGGCCAAGGAAGUGAAGCUGGCCAAGCGCAAGUCCAACUAGGCUGUUAGGCUGUGCCUCUGCUUGAUGGGCGUUCGACGUUGUGUUGUAGUCACGUUUAAUUAGUAACUAUAUACAAAGAAGUAAUUCGCUUAUACAUAUAUUUUACAUACCUAUUAAAAUGUGAAAAUUAAUGAAGUCUAGAGAAGAAAAAACCAAACAAAACACAAAACUUGCUAAUGAUAUUCUAUUCUUAAUAAGAAUUACAUUCAUUAUUGUAUUUCGAAGCAGACACACAAAUUUUUGAGAUUAAUAGUCGUAGAAGGCCUCCUGCGAGUUCAGUGCAAGACAAGUUCUCUUUUUCUCUUAUCGGUUUUAAAUAGUUGGAUCGUUAAGUGGAAAAUUUGCCUUUUCAAAUUGAAACAAAACCUCAUAUCAAGGCACAUCAAAAAACACUUUGAAUACCUGCGUUAAAUCCUGUAAUUUCAAAAAUAUAAUAUAAUAUAGUACGAGUAUCACAAUAAAGUCGAAAAA